Molecule: messenger RNA, 3849 nt
Organism: Leishmania braziliensis MHOM/BR/75/M2904
Lineage: Eukaryota; Euglenozoa; Kinetoplastea; Trypanosomatida; Trypanosomatidae
Product: putative separin
Exons: 1
Coding region: 1-3849 (1282 amino acids)
Biological process (GO): proteolysis; meiotic chromosome separation
Cellular component (GO): cytoplasm; centrosome; mitotic spindle
Molecular function (GO): cysteine-type endopeptidase activity
Source: RefSeq, a predicted model, not a curated record
AUGACAUCACCCUACAGCUCCCUAUUGCGGACCCUCCAUUAUGCCACCAGCCGCACCUUGCACAACCUCGACGAGGUUGCGGCGCUGGUGGAAGCCGCGGAGAAGCUGUCCUCCUCCCGCUAUCACCGCCUCGCAUCGCCGUGGGAUCUGCCGAAACUACUCUCGUCCGCGUUACGCACGCAGCUCAACACACGCAUGUGUUCGUCUGCAGCGGUGGCUAGCAGUGUCAGUACAGUCUCUCUGUGCCGCGUGCUGGCAACAGCGUGGCGGCUGUGUCCGCUGGUGACGCUACCGUUGCCUAGUGUCGCCGAUGAUGACAUCUCACCGGCCAGCGUCGCAUCGCUUCUGUCGCUCACCGAUGAGGACGUUGUGCGGGUGGGGCGGGAGAUGGCCUCGCUGGCGAACGCUCCAGGUUCUUCGGACGCAGCGGAGUCGCCUGCUUGUGGCACGGCGAUCGCUGUUGUGACGUCGCUGCUGCUCUACUGGCACAUGCUGUCCAGCGAGGCACAGGAAGCCACUGCAAAGGGUGAGGAAAUGUUUCGGCGGGUGUCGACGACAGUGUGGCGGUGUUUACAGCAGUGGACCACAGCUAACGGCUGUAAUGAGGUGCGUCGUAGACUCCUCACAACUUGGGUGAACACGGUGCUGCGGCGUGCACUACAGUGUACGAGUGGCCUGUGUGUGGUGAGCGCCGUGACGCUGCUGGACACUGUCGCGCAAUCGCGCACGGAUUUGACGAUGUCCAUGACUUUCACCUCAAGCGGUCUAUCGAACAGUGGACUCAGCGAGUCUUGGGUAAGGCUGCACCUGCGCGUCUGCCAAUAUGUAAUGGAGGACAUGCGCACGCACCAAGCGGCCUUCAGUACAGAGUGGAGUCGCUCCGUCGCACCGGUGCUCACUCGCGCCUUCGCGCAGGAGCCGUCUUUGCUAUCCCCCUCCUUUAGCAAUGUGGUGCAGUUUGCCGAGCCGCUGGACGCUUCGCUGGGUGAACUGAUGCGUGUGGUCCACCGUGUGCGGCGGUGCGCACUCAGCAGUAGUGCCGCAGCACAGGCGGGCGAGCACGCCUCGUGGGUGAGUGCAAAUACCCUAGAGCCGCUCCUGUGUUUGGCAACUCUCUCGCAGCGACUGGCUGCAACGGGGGUACCGGUCGUGUCCUUCACGACGGCCGAAACUUAUCGCACAUGCGUGGCGCCGCUAAUUGCGGUGUCACUUCGCUGGGGCCUUGUUGCAGAGGCGUGUGCGCUGCUCGACUGGUUCACCGACGCGUUGGAUGACCGUGGAGCGCAGUGGCAGCGGCGCUUGCAUCAAAUCCUGGACGGUAUUACACUAGAUGCGGCCUCUUCCGCGCCAGCGGCCACCUUGACCGGGUCGCGCGAACGAGAGGGAGGUCUGCCGUACAUCAAGUGUCUUGAAGAACUUCAGUGCACCUCCUCCACGGCUCUGGAUGUGCUGGCCACUUCUCACGACAUCAGGCAGCUGCGGCCGGUAUGUGACGCCCUCCUGCGCCACCACCCUUCUGAGUGGGCCACGGAGGUGCUACAGGACUCGUUUGCCUCAUUCUUUGUUCUCGGUGGACUCACACGCCUGAUUGAUGCGCUGUUACAGGCACGUGAUGCCCCGCUGGCACGCUUCUACGUGACGUUGCUGGGGCGCCUCCUCCCGCGUUGCGCCUGCCCAACACAACUCGAAGCACUGCUGCGACUUGUGCACCGCCUUGCCACCGUGCUCACCACCACCCACCUCUCCGCGGCGGACUACGCCGCUCCUGGAAGCCGCUACGGAACAGCCUUGGCGGGGUGGCGACAUCUGAAGAUCACCCUCGAGCACGUGUGCGCAGAGCUUUUCGAUUGUGACGACGUGGGCGGUGCAGGGCACCUCGGCUGGCCACGGCAGAGCACUGCGGGUCUUGCAUGGGACGCUCGGAAACGUCUUCAAGGUUUUUGCGGGCACAGCAUCACUCUCAGCGGAGUAGAGAGCGCUGAUGCCGCCGCUUCUGCUCAGGUAAUGUCCAACUAUCCUGCGGUCACCCUGGGCACCCUUGUGGAACUCUGCUACGCCCCUGCCGGUUCUCAGAGUGAAAAAGAGGGGCAGCUGUGGCUCCGACGCACUCGGGUCAGCACCACGUGUUCCUCAGGGGCGCAGCACACGCAAGAUCAGCAGCUGCCCAACCUAGUGGUACGCUGCCCUGUUGGGGAGGCACUACAGGCUUGCGCAGCUGAGAUGGCAGACGUGAUGAGCCAAAACCGAGCGCAACUAGUGCGAGGCAUCGCAAGCGCAGUCGGGGAGACGGGCCGGUGCCUUGACAACCAAAGCUCAUGUGAGCUUGCCACAGGCACAAGCUGCAGGUGGAAGCAAGCGGGCAACUGUGCCGCGGCGCCGACCGAAACGAAUCCUCAGCGGCAGCAACGGCUCAAAGAGGUGUGGUGGUGUGAACGGUUUGAGCUUGACAGUCGUAUUGGCCGGGUUGCAGUGUCGAUGCAAGACGCCCUCGGGGCGGCGCAUAUGCUGCUGCUCGGCGACCCCAGUCCCUCCCUCAGUGGCCAGCUGCAAGCACUGGCGGUACGCUUCGCCUCCGAGUGCAUGCGUCUCCGCGGCGACAGUCGAUGCCCUCCUGUUGACGCCAUGCAGCGCGUCACUCUGCAGGUUCUUGUGGCGGCUCCGUACCUGUGGAGAGAUAAGACACAAUCUCGUGGGAAGAUCACGUGCUGGUACGGCCCACGCAACGCACGCAGUUGCAUGUGUUGUACGCAGACAGUGAAGCGCGCGCAGAGGACAUUGCUCGAGGCGGUCACGUCGCUAGGACAGCUGGUCGUAACCGCUACAGCGGCAGCUGCUGAGUCAUCGUCGUCAUAUGCACUCGCUAGUGAGCCGGGGCGCCUGGAGGAAUGCUGGCUGGGGCUGUUGGUGGAUAAGGCAGUACAGUGUGUUGUGGAAGAAAUGGUACCGGCAGUGCUGGACGCGUACUACCGCGAGCUCAUGCCAGACGCCGCCACCACUGCGCCGAGUGAUGGUGGGGAAUGUCAUCAUCACCAUGCGAACUUGCUUCUUGUCUCUCGCGAGCACGUGUAUGUGGUACUGGACGGAGAGCUGCACGCGUUGCCUUGGGAAGCCCUGGAUGUGUGCCAAGAGCGCAGCAUGUCUCGCGUGCCGUCGUGUGACUACCUGAAGUUCUACAGCACGGACUCGUCGGCCGUAUCCCUGCGACGCUCCUUUGUCUACCGCGAUGACGAGGCUCUGCAACACAGCUCCUCCAGACUUACAGAUCUCAUCGCGAAGCACUCGCAUUGGGAGGUGGCCUACGGAGAGACGCUGCAGGCGGCAGCGGCGGCGGCGCGGAGUGACGGCAAUACAAUCGCUUCGCCGCUAAUGCACCGCCUCCUUUCCCAGUCCAAGGCCUCGAGCGAUCGCAUUGACACAUUCGUGUACGCGGGGCACAAGGGUGGGGAACACCUGGUGCCUCGCAGUGCGCUGUACGACUGGAUUCCAGCUGCAGCUGGCGUGCCCCCGGUGUUGGUGCUGCUGAUGGGCUGCAGCUCUGCCCGUAUGCAAGCCAGCGCGCUCUAUGACUGUUUUGGCUUGCCCUUCGCGUACCUUAGCGCAGGCGUGUCGUGCGUUCUGGGUUGCCUGUGGGACGUCACGGACGCCGACAUUGACCGCCUUACCUGUCGCUUUCUACAAGUAGCCAGUCAGACGAUGGAGGAUGGCAAAUGCAUAACCAUUGGGGAGUGCCUGGCAGUGGCGCGCCGGGCCUGCAAGUUGCAUUACCUGACCAGCAUGGCAACCGUCUUCUAUGGGGUGAACUGUUACGUGGAGGCUACGAGGGAAGAAGACAACAGGGCUUCUGCGUGA